Molecule: messenger RNA, 1564 nt
Organism: Hyaena hyaena (striped hyena)
Lineage: Eukaryota; Metazoa; Chordata; Mammalia; Carnivora; Hyaenidae
Gene: PRICKLE4
Product: prickle planar cell polarity protein 4
Molecular function (GO): zinc ion binding
Source: RefSeq, a predicted model, not a curated record
GGCGGGGUCUGUCAAGAACGGCCCGGACACCGGCGCGCAGCGAGGGCUUCGUCACCAAUGUCAGUGCUGAACUCUGGCUGGCCCCACCGAGGGGAGAGCCUCAGCCCUCCGGAGCCAGGCCCGCCAGCCGACUCCACUGACGCAGGCCACUUGCCAGAGGAGGACGCUGAGGAAACUUUCGCGCAGGACCCUGAAGUUCUGAGCUUGGGGCUUCCUGGCUUGGACACCCAUUGGGCCCCCAACCGGCCUGGACUUCGGAUCCUCUUGCAUCAGCUGCCUCCGCAGGACAGCGAUGAGCGCUACUGCCUGGCCCUUGGGGAGGACGAGCUGGCUGAGCUGCGGCUCUUCUGUGCUCAGAGGAGGCGGGAGGCCCUGGGACAGGGGGUGGCCCUCCUGCUACCUCCCAAGCUGCCCGAACACACCUGUGAGAAGUGCAGGCAGCGGCUGAGGCCAGGCGAGUACGGAGUGUUCGCGGCCCGGGCAGGGGAGCGGCGCUGCUGGCACCGAGCUUGCUUUGCCUGCCAGGCCUGCGGCCAGGCCCUGAUAAACCUCAUCUACUUCUACCACGACGGGCGUCUCUACUGCGGCCGCCAUCACGCAGAGCUGCUGCGGCCGCGCUGCCCGGCUUGUGACCAGCUGAUCUUCUCCCGGCGCUGCACCGAGGCGGAGGGACGGCGCUGGCACGAGAACCACUUCUGCUGUCAGGACUGCGCCGGGCCCUUGGGCGGGGGACUUUAUGCCCUGCCGGGGGGCGGCCCCUGCUGCCCCAGCUGCUUUGAGAGUCGCUACUCGGAUUCCGGCUCGAGCCGGGCCCAGACACUGGAAGGGGAUGAGGGUCUUGACAGAGUUGAAGAAAGGGACCGCACCCCGCUGGAUGCCACUACGGUCUCCCAAGCAGCCCUUCCUGCCACUGACCCCCACUCCAGUCCGGAAGCCCAGAAGGACCUUUUUGGAGCCAGUCCAAAGCAGGAGCGUCAAACUGGGGACAAGGCGGAGGCACCCAAAGGGCGGGAGCAGGGUCACCCGGAGACGCCCCUCGAUUCCAAGGAGGAUGCCCCCUGCCCCACCUGCUCCUCUUCUUCUGACUCGGAACCCGAAGGCUUUUUCUUGGGCCAGCGCCUUCCAGGGCCCUGGAAGACCCCCGGAAGCCUCCAAGCUGGAGACAGCGACACCUCCAGGAAGCACUGCACUAUUUGCUAGCGGCGCAGCCCGGAACAGGGGGAGGGGGUGUGUGAUCUGUGAGAAUGAGGCUCUCCCACCCGUAUAAAAAUCCUAGACUGAACGCAGUCCAGGGCACGCCUGGGAGAGGCGGCGAGACCACAAACUUGGAGUGCCCCCUCUUAGGCCUGCGUAUUCUAUGACUUCUGAUGGAGACUUUCUUGGGGAACCCCCCUCCCAAAGCUAUGCAUCCCCUGCUGAGCUAAACCCUAUCCCCACCCCCAGAGGCUGAGACAUCCCCGUCCUUAUCCUCUUCCCGAGCCAAUGAAGUGAUCACUCAGAGACCACGUGUGGCGGUGACAAGGUUGGCGAGAUGAAGGCCAGGAGGGAGCCAGAGGCGGGACGC